Messenger RNA from Engraulis encrasicolus (European anchovy), 2361 nucleotides. It is a transcript of the gene tmem116, whose product is annotated as transmembrane protein 116. Gene Ontology annotation, cellular component: plasma membrane. Bases 1 to 1095 code for a protein of 364 amino acids. The record is from RefSeq and is a predicted model, not a curated record. Gene Ontology annotation, molecular function: G protein-coupled receptor activity. Gene Ontology annotation, biological process: adenylate cyclase-activating G protein-coupled receptor signaling pathway. The transcript has 11 exons. NCBI's taxonomy places the organism in Eukaryota, Metazoa, Chordata, Actinopteri, Clupeiformes, Engraulidae.
AUGCUAAGUUUCACUUCUAACAACACUCAACACAACACGACAUCACCUCUGGCAAACUGGAGCUCGGUGUACUCAGCAGUGCGAUGGAUUCAACUAGUCAUGGCCAUUCUGAGCAUUUUGGGUGCAGGCUCCAUAAUUCUGUACACGUUUUUCCAGAGGUUGAUGCUCAAACCUGAGAUUAAGCCCCUGCUGCUGCUGAGUGUGGCUGACCUGUUGUUGGCAGUGAGCUGGUUGAGUGGAGCCUUCCUCUUCAGCCAGGGCUGCCAGAGCAGUGCCACCUGCUACAACCUCCACACAGUUGAGCAGAUGCUGUACAUGGCCUCUUUCUUCUACACGCUGAACUAUGUGGGCGCUCUCUACUUUGGGCUGAAAGAAAAGUAUUACAGGCGAAUCAAUGGCUUCCCUGAUCAGUGUCCAGCAAACUCAUUCCCACUCGGCACGGCAACUGCCAUCAUGUCAUGCGUAUUUCCCGUCUUGCUGACCACCCCUGUCUUCGUCAUUGGGAACAUGGAGCAAUGUUAUACAAACCACUCCAAGCCAUACAGGUGUCUGCUGAUGCACACCGAGGCUCUGUAUGUGCACCCAGGCCUAGAGGGGGAGGCCACCAUCUGCAAGGUGACCCGAGACUACAGCAUCGGCAUCUUCCUAGCUACCUUCGUCCUCACCCUCAUAGGCAUUGUGGUGCUGAUGGUGAAAGCUCAGUCCCUAUACAAGCGAUUCAUCACCUCUCACGGUGUCUUCCGUGACCAGCAUUGGACCACUCUGGCCCUACUGAAGAGACGCAUGUUCCUCUACCCUACCGCUUUCUUUUGCUGCUGGGGCCCAGCAACGUUCUUGGCCGCCAUGAUACUGAUUAAACCCCAAGCUGUGGAAGGUGGCGUCGGAGUGUUCCUGUACAUCCUGCAGGCCUUGACGUCGGCCUCCCAGGGCCUGCUGAACUGCCUGGUGUACGGCUGGACCCAUCAGCACUUCCGCUCCCUGGGCGCGGCCACCAGGCGCGACGCCGACACCCAGACGCCCCUCCUGCGCUCCCAGAAGAGGAGAGACUACUCCGCCCUCGGCUGCAGCAGCGAGGAGCGCUUCCAGGGCGUCUGAGGUCAUCGCUGCCUGGACGCACGCCACACGAACUGCGGCCAUGAAAAGACAAAGGAAAUCUGACAGAAGGGAGAAAGAGACUGAGUAGAGGAGUAUAACUGACAAUGGGUGGCAGGGAAGCCAACAUGAUGGAUGACAAAAGGGUUAGGUUUCCCAGGCCCAGGGAGAAAGGAUGGGGGAACAUGGUCCAGAAUUGAGUCCUCAUUACAUUGAAUGUUUUGGGUUGGGUGUGUAUGUGUAUGGGGGGGGGGCUGCUUUCAGAUGACUUUGUCCCAGGCCCUGCUGAAGCUGUCAGCGGCACUGGAGUAAGAGAUGCACGGCACGCCAAGCAUAGUCAUGACAAGGAACACAGGAAAUUAGAAAGAAGAGAAAAAGGCUCGCAGCGAUUCAUCCCUCCAGCCAGUGUUCUGUCAUCAGGACAUAACUGAAGUGCUGUUGCAUAACUCCUAUGGAGACGAGAUGUGUGGAGAAUAAAAACUAUGAACGCACAGGCUCUGGGAAGCCAUGUGCUGGGAAGUAAAAGGAGGACGUUUGGUCCUGUUUGUGUGUGUCGGUCUGAGACAUCUAAGGGCAGUCGUGGUGUAAUGGGUAGGGUAGGGAGGUGGACUGAAUGCCAGAGGGUUGCACGUUCGAAUCCCGCCCCUACAUCUACAUCCAUGGUUCAGGUGCCCUUGAGCAUGGUUGCUCCACCUUGUUCCAGCCAGGGACUGUAACCAAUACCCUGUAAUAUCUGUAAGUCGCUUUGGAUAAAAACCUGUAAUGUACUGUAAUCUGUAUUGGCUGGAGCGGUUUACAUUUGGGUGGUGAUACCACAGUGCCUCACUGCUGCACUGAAAGCUGUUUUUUGAUCUACACCUGUGUUUGGGCGGCGAGACAGACAUAAGGAAACUGAAUGUGCCGCGACCUCUCACUCAAGAGGGGAGGACCCUAAAGAGACUUAAGCAAAUAAGUGUGUGUGGCGGUGGUGCACAGGCACACACACACACACACUAACACACACACACACACACACACACACACACACACACACACACACACACACACACACACACACACACACACACACACACACACACACACACACACACACACACACACACACACACACACACACACACACACAGAGUUAGGGGAAUUCUGUAAAUGAACUGAGAUAUUCAAAACAGUAAAAUGCACACCUGAUGUCAAACUGUGUCCUACUUUAGUGUUGGUCUUACAUACAAUGUUUUACAUCGUUCACUUUUGUCCAAGUUCAUUUUUGUUCUC